GGCGUCAUCACACGCACGAGCGCAGUCUGUUUGAAUCGUUGGGCAGACCUGUCUCACUUCACGGAGUUGUUGAUCUGCAUUUGAAAACCUAUUUAACCACAUGCUCGUCUGAAUCUGUAUUUUACGCACUAAACUUUAUAUGGACUGCGCGCUUUGCAGCAUUCUGCGUUUAACUCCCACGUUUUUAUCCUCGUAGAUAGUAGUUAGAAUUUUGUGGUGAGAAAAUGGCAACGGACGAGCUGUCAUCGAAGCUGACCCGUCGGCUGCAGAUCGAGGAGGGCGCGGAGGAGCCGGUGGCCCUGGACGGGGAUCAUCAGAACGGAGCGCACGACAAACCGACCACGGCCAGCGCGGACUCGGAGCUGGGGGCGAAGCUGCAGCGGCGCGGGGAGCUGAACGAGGGCGUCGGUGAACAUCAUCAGCCCAGCAUGAAGGUGUUAAACCCUUACACCGAGUUCAAGGAGUUCUCGAGGAAACAGAUCAAAGACAUGGAGAAGAUGUUCAAGCAGUAUGAUUCAGAGAAAGAUAACUUUAUUGAUCUGAUGGAGCUGAAGCUGAUGAUGGAGAAACUUGGAGCACCUCAGACUCAUUUGGGGCUGAAGAACAUGAUCAAAGAAGUGGACGAGGACCUGGAUGGCAAACUUAGCUUUAGAGAGUUUCUUCUGAUCUUCAGAAAAGCAGCUGCAGGAGAGCUGGCCGAGGAUAGUGGUCUUCAUGUCCUGGCACGUCUGUCAGAGAUCGACGUAUCAACUGAGGGUGUGAAGGGAGCCAAAUCAUUCUUUGAGGCAAAAGUGCAUGCCAUUAAUGAAUCUAGCCGCUUUGAGACAGAAAUACGACAGGAGCAGGAGGAGAAAAAGCGCCAGGCAGAGGAACGGAAACAACGACAAGCCGCUUUCAAAGAGCUGAAGUCAGCCUUCAAAUAACCACGCCCAUCUCGACACCUUCAACAUCUUCAUGUGUCUUUCUGUCUGUUGAAGCUUCGUCAGAGAGCGCCAUAAUAAGAGAUACUAUGCAAGGCUGUGAACCCCUCAAAGACCCAUGCAGAUUCAUAUUCCUGAGAGAGAUACUGUAGUGUAGUUUUGUGUUCAUGGCUGGAUCUCACUCACGUCAUUUGUUAAAUCAUUUUAUUGUUGCUUCUUCUGCUCUCUCUAUUGCUCUCUGUCUCUCAGGCUGUUUUAUAAUGUGAGGCCAGGCACUGAUCUCAGUACACUGGAUUGAAUUUGUUCAAGUCUGUUUCAAUCGCAUGUGUAAUGUUGUACACGUACUGUUCAGUGUUCAGUGUCAGUGUUGUUUUAGCUUGAACGGCUUGUUUCACCUCACUCGUGUCUUGUUCUCGUUAAUGUUAAAACGUGAUUUAAUUCCAAGGCUUUAGCAGACAGGAGUUUUAAAAGGUUUUUAAUGAAUUGAGCUUGUACUCUUAGUGUGCCAUAUCCAACCACAUCAGUCUGAAACAUCAUUUCCUGUGGCAGCAAAAAUUCUUUUUACUGUACCGUUACUAAUUAAAUUGACAUCACAGCGGGGUAUUCAGAGCAAAAAGGGGGUUAUAUUUUUACCGAAUGGAGAGAGGGAUGUAGAGGUGGAUGUGCAUGUGGGGUGAUGAUUGUAAUGGAGGAAGAUCUGGUGUAAUGGGUAAUGGAUGUGGGCGUUUCUAUUUUUUUGCAUGAUCACUGUGAUGUCAUUUUCCCUAAAUGGCCCUUUAAUCUUACAAUCGCAAAGAUGAAAAAUUACAAUGAUAAAUCAAAAAAAAAUUCAAUGUUAUGUGUGAAAUCGAACAGCUGGCUCUUUUCUUGGCUAUUUCUUAGGAUUAUUUUGACAGCUUGACAGUGUUAUGUGUCUUGUGUGCAUGACAUACUUUAAGGGUUGGUCGGAUGCCAAAUGGCUGAGUAGAAUAUAACUUCUCAGCUUUAUAAGUAUGGCCUGCUGCGGUUGAACUAAAUCAACCUUAUGACCAACAUUACAAGACUUGCAUACACCUCAAGCACAAUGAGCACUGCACUGUUUGAUGUAUAAAGAAAUAGGCAUGGCUCAUAAAGCCAGUGCAUGUUAUUCAUUCUGCGUUAAAAUGUAGGUAUUGAGUUUUAAAAACAUUAGAGAUUUCGCCAACAAACAUCUGAAAAAUAAGGGAACAUUUUACAAUUAUCCACAGGCAUGCAUUGAUAGACUUGUGGUCAUCUCAUUAAUGUUAACAUGCAGUACACUGUGGCAAAGGAAACUGAGAUGCUAUGUAUAAAGAAAAUUCUAUAUUUUCAUGUGAUGAAAAUGAUAAAUAAUUUUAGUUUUGUAUGGAAAGGGGUCUCGUGAAGAGAAACAUUUUUAUUUUCUCAAUACGAAUUAGUUUGUCUACGAUAUUGUCUUGUUUUUUCUCUGCAUAAUUCAGAUAUUCCAUAAUCUAUCAUACAAGUAUAGAAAGGAUUCCUUUCUAUACUGAAGGUAGUAUUGUUGACAAAUGCUUUGCUUCGUGUUGUAGUAUAUUCUUACAAAUUGUUUCUAUGUUCUGAGUCACUGGUAAAUAGUCUUGUUUGUUCUCUAGUUCUGUUGGAACAAUCAAUGUAUGAAUAUUUGUCUCCCUAUCUUCUGUUCUUAUUGUAUAGCCGUCUAUAUUUUCCUUUUAGUUUAUUUGCUGCUGUUCCAGUUUAAAGUAUUUAGAAUAUUGGGUAUUAAAGGGUAAAUGUAGUAAGAUACAUGUUAGUGUUUGGUGAAUGAGAGUCAGAGACAACAGCAAAUUGAAUUCUGUUGAAAGCCAUAAACCAUUCUGUCAUUCCUUUUUGAGGGAUUUUGGCUCUUUCGUUGUUAUGUCGUGCCAAAUGUCCUAAAUACUGUGUUAGGUGCAUCAUUCCAAUGUAAGUAUCCUUAAAACCCAUAAUAACAUUUCUGAUCAACAGCUCAAAAAGAAGGUAAUCUAAAUUAGUAUUAUAACAUAUAAAAGCUUCUUAGAAUUUGGUCUAAACAUCACUGAUGUACAGUGUUGAGUCUAUUUUAACCGUUGUUAUUACACUUAAAAGCAAGCAUUGGGUAAUAAGUCAACUAAUAAAAACAAAAAUAUUUUUUGAUUCAUAUUUAAAAUUGCAUAUCUGAAUUAUUCCCACAUGGCUUGUGCAGUAUUACCUGAAAGUAAGACAUUUCUGCUUCCAAGAAAAUCUCAUUCCAUGGCAGACAACUCAGAAAUCUUAUUUUUUAUUGUAUUGGCCAGAAAGAUGAGAUACAGUAGUUUCUUCAUUCCAGUUAACUGAGGAUGGUUGAAAGGACCUUGAACCAUCUUGAUUCCACACUGUCAAUCUCAAUGUCAGUUUAAACUAUAGUGGCUAUGGUAUUAUACCUUAUACAUGCUAACACAUGUUGAUAUGUGGCUUCUAUAAUAUGCACAUUUAUUUUGGAUUUUCUUACUAAAAUGUAUAAUUAUUCUUGUGACAAUAAAAUACUUUUAAUUUGCAA
Messenger RNA from Triplophysa rosa, 3432 nucleotides. It is a transcript of the gene efhd2, whose product is annotated as EF-hand domain family, member D2. Lineage: Eukaryota; Metazoa; Chordata; Actinopteri; Cypriniformes; Nemacheilidae. Gene Ontology annotation, molecular function: calcium ion binding. The coding region runs from base 225 to 923 and encodes 232 amino acids. The record is from RefSeq and is a predicted model, not a curated record. The transcript has 4 exons.